Ipomoea nil (Japanese morning glory) is the source of this 738-nucleotide messenger RNA. RefSeq lists its product as uncharacterized. NCBI's taxonomy places the organism in Eukaryota, Viridiplantae, Streptophyta, Magnoliopsida, Solanales, Convolvulaceae. The transcript is spliced from 2 exons. The record is from RefSeq and is a predicted model, not a curated record. The coding region runs from base 1 to 738 and encodes 245 amino acids.
AUGGAUGAGGGAUUCUCGUCCUUGAUUCUCGCGACGAGCUCAUUGGACAAGAGAGUGGCGGCAAUUGAGACCAUGUUGGUCACGCGUGGAGCUUCAAGCUCGGGAUUGGGAAACCAAGGUUCAUAUCAGAUUCGGACAUUCGACAAGAUCUUCGAAGUAACGGAUUGUCCAGGGGAGCAUCAAGUCAAGUUGGCAUCAUUUUACCUUCGGCAUGAGGCCGACUCGUGGUGGGCACAGGAAGGGCCGGGACCAGGUGUGGACUGGCCAGUCUUAAAAGCCAAACUGAGAGAGCGUUUCUACCCCAAACAUAUCCGAGCAGCCAUGAACGAAGAAUUCCUGCACCUAAGGCAAGUGAACGCCAUAGUGGAAGAAUACUAUAAGUGGUUCCUAGAGUUGACUCGCUUCGCAAGUGGGUUGGUACCUACAGAAAUCAUCAAAGUAGAAAGGUUUGUUACCGGGCUCAACUUCGAAGGCAGAAAAGCCUUGACCGUGAGCAAACCAAGGACACUUGAGGAAGUCUACACCAAGGCGGCCGAUCUCCAACGAGUACAUCAUAAUCCGCCGAGAACACCUGAGGCACACAAGAGGAAAGUCGAAGGAAGCCCCAUAAUCCCUCCACAGAAACUAAAAGCCGCCAGGGCCUCUUCACCUCAAGGUCGGGGAAAGUCGACGGCGCAAGACUCCGAAGGUGUGACGGAAAUCGCCCGGGGAAGGAUCCUUGCUAAGAGUAGGGCCUGA